Molecule: messenger RNA, 417 nt
Organism: Cladocopium goreaui
Lineage: Eukaryota; Dinophyceae; Suessiales; Symbiodiniaceae
Source: the annotation of a GenBank genome assembly
AUGUUGCGGCCUUGGUUCGCUUCAGGUGGCAAUGCCACAGUGUUGAUGGCAGAGCAGAAGGGCAAGAUGCUGCAAGCACUCGAAGUUUGGCGUCACCGCGACCUCCGCGGAACUGCCGAGAGCGGAGCCUCUGCUGGAACCGCCGCCAGCCACAGCACCGGUGAGGUCUGCUACCGAAAGCACUGGAGGCUCCGUCUCCAGGCACCGUGUGGCGCGCAAACCAGCAGUGCCUUUGGCACCGAGACGCCAGGGCGCACGGUCGAUGGAGUCCAUGUCUUGCGAUCGUCCUGCGAAGACUGGAAGUCUUUCCUUGCACGACGACUUGGAGUGUCCGCCUCCGCGGGAGAAGCGAGAGCGAAGAAAGGCCCCGCUCCCAAAGUGGAGCCCCAGGCCGAGUUCGGCCGAAAGCUUAACUGA